This is a messenger RNA of Corvus hawaiiensis (hawaiian crow), 5035 nucleotides long. It is a transcript of the gene SYNDIG1L, whose product is annotated as synapse differentiation inducing 1 like. Lineage: Eukaryota; Metazoa; Chordata; Aves; Passeriformes; Corvidae. The transcript is spliced from 4 exons. The record is from RefSeq and is a predicted model, not a curated record. Gene Ontology annotation, cellular component: membrane; intracellular membrane-bounded organelle. Bases 1824 to 2549 code for a protein of 241 amino acids.
CUUUGUGAGAUGGUUUUCUCUUGGGCAGAAUCAUAAGCUUGGUUGCCCAGAGGCAGAGGUACUGUGUCCUGGCAGGACUUGGGCCUCUGCUUAGAAGAUCCAAAGCACCUUCUGAGAGCUCCUAGGAGGGUCUGGGCUCAGGGCCAUGUGCUAGACAAAUCUCCUAUGCUUUCCUAUUCCAUCAGGAGUGGGUCCACGUCUGUCCUGGGGCUUAUGGCAGCUGUACCUGGCCAUGGUGCUGCUUAACAUCAGCUCGAUCAGGAACAGGCAUUCACACUGUCCCCUGCCCUCGGACCAGCCAGGGCAUGGCAGUGCAAUGGUACAACCAGUACCUCAGGGCACCGACCUCCCCUGGUGCUGUCCUGAAAGGGAAAGCCUUCCGCCAGGGUGGGCUAACCUUCUCACUCGGGAGUCUGGGGACAUGCAUCACAGCCACAACCUGCUAAUGAGCCCGGGAAGCAAGGCAGAGUGUUUGCUUGACAGGGCAAUUAAAUGAUGAUUGAUUCCUGGAACAGCUACUUAAUUCAUCAUUAACUGGCUUAUCAUAGCCGGCAUCUGUGCCAAGGGUCCCUCUGAGAACUGCCUCAAGGGAUGUGGUGUGGAGGUGAGAUCUGUGAAAUAGGAAGCUAAAUUUGCUAUCUCUUUAUUUUCAUGCCUUAUUUUGGCUCCUUUUACCCAGUACUCGCCUUAAGAACCUGAGAGUACACAUCGCAGCUGUGCAUUUCCCACUCUGCUGGGGACUGCUGCAAGUAGGCUGGGGAGCGUGGGGGGCCCUGCUCAGCCAGCUGGUUACAGGAGCAGCCGCGCACAGGGGGAUGCAGUUCAGUAGGGAGCCAGCAGCUGUCAGGCAGCAGUAGAGCUGCAGCGAUGGUUCAGCUCAGCUAGGGCACUGAAGUCUGCCUCUUCCCAGGUGUGCCCACGUUGAGCUUGUGUGUUUGUAUGUGCUUGUAUGUGCCUCCCUGUGCACCUAGCAGCAUCUCACCACCAUUACCUGCUGCCAGUGCUGCCCAGACUAGCCCCAUGGGGCUAAUGGAUAUGCAGACUAUCCAGUCUUGCUGGUAAACAGGUCAGAGUGACCACUCUUUGACAAUUUUCUCUUUUACUGCUUUCUUGCUUUCAUCUUCUGACUUCAUUCCUCUUUCCCCAAUCUUGGUUAUUAACAAGCUUUCUUUAUCACCAGGCUUGCUUUACUACCAGGCUUCCUUUUUUAAGUCCCUGUGUGGCUAAAUUCACUGUGGGAUCCAGAUAACUCAAAUGGGGUUUGGGGACAACUGCAGGGCUGGUCUGACUCUCUCCUUCCCCGCGCAUGUGUGUGCAGGGCUGGUCCUCACCCUCUCUGCCAUUCCCUCUCUAAUGCCAUCUCUAGAGGCCUGAUGGCCCUUGUCUCCCCCUGCAAACCCAGACCAUUCGGUACAUGGUCUCUAUGCGAUGUGCUGGUCUUGGUGACUGAGGAGUGGGAAGCAUCUCUAAUCCCUCUGGUACUGGGACAUCAGUUAGUGGAGAGGAAGGUUUCAGCCUGGCUGCUUUCCAGCAGGGCUGAGCACACUGCUGUAAGCAGGUUGUGACACUGGCCCUUGUUGUCCCUUCUCCACUGCUGACAAGUGCCAGGACUGGGCACUAAGGCUACAGCUGGUGGCUCCUGUGCUUAUUCAUCAGAAGCACUGUAAGAUCUUCUUCUGUACUUUUCCCCUUGUCCCUGCAGAUCUGUUAGUACCACAUCUUGCUCCCAGGGAGAGCAUCAGCCCCAGCUCCCCUAGAGUGGAAGGCAGCAAGGAAAAGAGACUUUAGUACAGGAUCUCCCCACCAGAACCACCGCCGGCAGCAUGGAAAGCGUGCGUGAGCUUCAAAACCCACUCUUGGCCAAAUCCAAUGGACACCUUCGCAGCAGCUAUUCUUACCACCAGCAUCACAGCCAGGAUUACCCCAGUCAUCGCUGCCAAGGGAAACUGUAUUCCUACAUAUUCCAAAACACUGGCAGUGCCAGGACUCACCAGUUGCUGGAUGCCAGUUCCCUGCAGCUGGCUGUUGAAGCUUUGUAUGGCCCCAGUUUCAUCCUUGUGAAGGAUGAGACUGCUCUCAAGGCCAAGGACAGCAAAAUGGAAAGCUGUGAGACCACAUUUACAGAAAGCAAAGAAGCUCCAUCCGAAGCUCCUGAAGGGCAUGAGGCACAAGGGUCUUGCCUGGUAGAGAGUGACAUCCGCAUCCAAACUGUUUCCUAUGAAGUGGAGGAAGAGGAGCUCCAGGAGUAUGAGAGCGACUCCUCCAGCGACAGCGAAAGUGAGGAUCAUUUCCUGAUGCUUCCCCCCCGGGACCACUUGGGCUUGGCUCUUUUCUCCAUGCUGUGCUGCUUCUGGCCCCUGGGGAUUGCUGCCUUCUACUUCUCCCAAGGGACCAGCAAGGCUGUCUCCAAAGGAGAUUUUCAUCUGGCCAGUUCAGCUUCCCGCCGAGCUCUCUUCCUUGCUGCGCUCUCCAUAACCAUUGGCACAGGAGUGUACAUCGGGGUGGUGGUAGCACUGAUUGCUUAUCUCUCGAAAGGGGGCCACGUGUAGCUGCCACCUGCAUGUCACAGCCAUCCCUGGCCACUGAUGCUACUGGGACCGAGCUUUCCUGAGGAGCACAGAGCACCAGUGCCUGCAAGGGCUGCUUGCACAGCAGGGCCCUGGCAUGGAUGUCCUGUGCAGGUUCUUUCUCCUUGCAGACAAACAGUAGACCCCUGUUCUCCCUGAGGCUGUGAGGUGCAACCACCUAACAACAGGGAAUUGAGCACCAGCCUGGAUGCUGGGACAAGGAGGAGCACAUUUGCCUGGUGGAAGAUGUGCAGGAGAGAAACUGCAUGCUGCUGCUGGGCUAGUGCGACCACCCCCAUCUGGGGCUACAUCUUCCCUUCUCAGCCCUGCAGCUGGGAGACCCAUUGCCCAGGCUUGGCCCAUGAAGGGCACACACAGGGAGAAGAGGGGAUAUGGUGCCAGGGAAUGACUGCUGCUUCUUCUGGGAGGCUGGAGUCCUGGUGGGGUCUCCAGACUCCUGUGAUGGGGACAACAUUCUCACUUCAGUGCCAUGGGGUGGCCUGACCCCUCAGCUGCAGUGAAGUAGGAGGACAGAGCAUGGACAAGACCAAGGGGCAUGCUCUCUGUAUCCCUCUGCAAACAGACCCCUGAUCCACAGAAGAUCCCAGUUGCUGAUCUAUCCCAAAUCAGAAACAAAGAGAAAGGCAGGCUGGUGGUUGCAUGCCAUCUCUCCCGUUGUUGAUACAAGCUGGUAAAGACAGCAAGGUUUUCUCUGUGUUAAUAGUGACUGCCAUGAUGAUCCCAAGUCAGAGCCCUCAUAAGGGUCCCAGAGUGCUGGGACUUCAAGAUUUGUAAUGGAAACCUCUACCUAAGAAGUGUCCUGGGAGGGGUGGUGGCCUGAAGGAUUCUGCUCCUUGCACUAGGUCAGGGCCCUGCACACAAAGAGGGAUGGAAAGAAAAGGCUGACAAAACCUGCAGAGUCUGGGGUGGGAGUGCUGUUUGUGAGGGGACAAGAUCCAGAUGAGACGUGGAAGGAGCCUGAGACAUGGGGUGACCUCAACACACUCCUUCCCAUGCCUUGGAGAGAGGUAUCUCCAUCCAUCCAAAAGCCUCUGGUAACAAGGAAAUACCAAACAUCCCCCCCAUACAUCUUACUUUUGCUUAUUUGUAUACUGUCAGCAGCACACUAAAUGCUUCAUAGGUGGGUAUGAAGGCAAUGGUUGCCCCAAAGGGCUGGCAUUAAGCCAUGCCUCACCCCCCACUCUCCAGCAUCCACCUUUGACCAUCCUUCCUCUCCCUGGCUCCCCUGUUGCCUCUUUCCCCCCUGCGCAGGAGCCUAUGGGCAGGCUCUGGGCAUCCCUCACCUCCUUCCCAGAGUUUCUGGGCAGGCUGCAGCCAGCUUUGCAAGGGAUGCAGCAUGUUCCUCCAGCUGGGUGCCAUUCAAAUGUACAUUUCAUCCUAAAGAAGCAUGUUAACGUCUGCGAUUGCCGUUGUACUUGAGCCAUAAAAGAGAGAAGCACAUCAGAGACCUGUACAGAAGCUGGUCUGAAAGUUCCCGUUAUGUUUUUUAACAUGGAAGAGGUAAUAAAAAAGCAGGAGUAAAGACUCUUUUUAUAAGAACGUGGAGCUGGCUAUCAAAGAGGUGAGCUUCACAACAGUGCUGUGCUCACUUAAACGUGGAGGUGUUUAUGCUAUUCCUGAAGGAAGUUAUAAUCUAGCUGGUGUCUGUGUAUCAUGGAGGGAGAUGUAUUUCAGUGGGCAACUACCACUGAGAGCAGGAUGGUGGUGUAGGCUUUUUUUUCCCUAUGUAGUUGGACAAGAAUUAGGGAGAAAAAGAGACCGGAGCAUCUCUGUGUAGUAGGAGUAUAAAUGUGCUUGAAGAGAGCAAAGAAGAAUUCAAACAUCAGGAGGAAUUAAGCAGACCUUGCUUCUGAGAGCAGACACAGAGGCAGAAUUUGCAGGGAAGGUCUGGUAUGCCCAAAAGAGACAAGGUGGCCUAGAGAGGAGUAAUAAGGGGCAUGCUCACCCAGCAUCCAUAUGACGGUUUUCAUUCCCCUCUCCUGCAUGUGCUCAGCCUUCCUGGAUGUCCAUCCCUCCAAAUAACCAAGCAAGAGCAUUAUUUCAGGAGAAGGGAUGCCAGAGGGUGCAUCUGCAGCAGGGGUGACCAGCCCCACCACCCCCCAGCUCAGUGCUGUCCCAGCUAAAUCCCUCCUUAUCUCUCCCCUUCAAGCACCCCCAGCUGGGGGCCGGGGUGGGGGACCACUGCUGAUUCUGGUCUAGGCAAAAUUAUUUGGGCCGCUAGACCAGAAUGUACAAUAAGAUACAGCAUUUGCUUCUGAAUUUGUAAUUAUUCCAGUUGGUUCCCUCCAGGGGCUUCCAAGGGUGGGGGGUCCAGCAGUCCUCAGCCCAUUUCCCGUGGGCAUUCCAUCCCUCUGAACCCCAAACUGCUUCUUUGUCUUUUUUUAAUUGGAGAUGCAUGGGGAAGGACCGGGCUAAAGGGCUGACAGAAUUAAAGUGUUUUCCACUAA